Molecule: messenger RNA, 1055 nt
Organism: Paramecium pentaurelia
Lineage: Eukaryota; Ciliophora; Oligohymenophorea; Peniculida; Parameciidae
Source: the annotation of a GenBank genome assembly
AUGAGUUAUUCAAGAAAUGGAGUUAACCAAACUAAAAACAAAGAUAAUUCUUAACAUAUCACUAAAAGGGAUAAAAAAGAAGCAAAAGUAAAGGGCAAUGUGUAAUAGUUGGUUUAAAAAAGUAUGACCAAAAAUAAGAGUACAUUUUUAUAUAAUUAAUAAUUAAAGGUUUAUAUGAAGACUCAUUAACGAUAAAUAGCAUAGAAUAAUUUGAAAAUUAUAAAAAGAUGGUAAAGUUAGAAUAGAAGAGAGAAUCAACAAUAGAUAUAUCAAUAAUCUUAUUUAAAGAACCUUUAAGACAAAGAUUUGAGAGAAUUUAAAGUAUUAAAACUAUUUAGUAAUUGUUGGCCAUACCCUAUUACUAAUUAUUUUGUAAGAUGUUCUUAAAUUUAAAUAAAAUAUUAAUCAAUUAAACUUUAGCAUUUUAAGAAAUAGUUAUUUAAUUUAAAUAGGAUUAUUAAAUAGAAUUUAAAGUUCAAUAUUUAUAGCAAUUCCUAUCUAUUUGGAAUGAUUCUUUUUCUUUGUCUUGGAAACAUCAUAAGAAUAAUAAACUUAGUUUAGAAGUAAGAAUUAAUAAUUAGCAAUUUCUUCAAAAUAAUAAUAAGAAUAUUAUAUUUUAAUAGAAAUUGCUUAAUUAUAUAUAAACAUAAGGAGAAUGUAUAGAUUUAUUUCCUUUGCCAAAUAUUGAAAAUACUUAGUAGUAAGAUAUAAAACUUUAAGAAUAAGAGUCAUAAAUGACUUAAAUUAUAUUUAGAGAUUAAUAAGAUUACUAAAAAAAUAAUCAAUUAAGAUCUAUUGCUAUUCAAUUAUAGCACUAUUUUCAUAUUAGAGAUGUAUCUAAUAUGUAUUUGAUCAAUGUAGAAAAGUACUUGAUCAAAUAAAAAUUUGAUUUUAAUUUCAAUAAUGGACUAUAGACAAUCAUAAAUGAAUUAAUUUUGAAGUAUCCAGAAUGGAUAAAUAUGAUUCAAGGAGAAAAAGAAUAAAUUAUAAGAAUUAAUCGAUCCAUUAAUAUUAAAUAAUUAAUGUUGGAAUAAGAAUGUUUAGAUUGCAAUUGA